This is a messenger RNA of Blepharisma stoltei, 1990 nucleotides long. The record is from the annotation of a GenBank genome assembly. Lineage: Eukaryota; Ciliophora; Heterotrichea; Heterotrichida; Blepharismidae.
AUGUGGAGAGCAGCACGGAGAUUCGCAAGCCAAGCAGCUAGAGAAAGAAUUGAGUGCGAUGCUGUAAUCAUAGGUGCAGGUCCUGCAGGGCUAAGUGCAGCUAUUAAAUUGAAGCAGUUAAAUCCAAGCUAUGAGGUCUGUGUUGUAGAAAAAGCAUCAGAAGUAGGAGCUCAUAUUGUUUCUGGAAAUUGUUUUGAAACAAAAGCAAUGGAUGAAUUGAUUCCGAACUGGUGAGAAAAAUAAAUUGGUGAUGCUAACGGAAAUUGGACUCCGAGGCGCAUCCUUAUAGGGUAUUUCAUACGAAAGAUUCUGUUUCUGCUUAGGUUAGUCAGGUUUUUCCUACGUACAGCCUUUCCUUAUUGGCACAUUCUAGGGGAGCUAAUUCUUGUGACAGGCAAUCCUAGUUAUAAAUCUAAUGCUAGCCUCCCAUUGCACCCUGAGGUUAUUGUAGCUCUGCUUUUUUGAAGCCAAGACAAGGAGACGGCAAGUGGCUCUGUGGCUUAUGUCAAUACUUAGUCUUAGCUGGCGAGAAUUAGACACCCCAAUCAAAACUCCAAUCACCACUGACAAGUUUUGUGUGCUGACAGAAAAAUAUUCGAUUGAUGUUCCUCAUGCAUUUGUACCCAAAUUUUUGGAUAAUACUGGAAAUUAUGUCAUUUCACUCAGUGAAUUUGUGAGGUGGCUUGGGAAAUAUGCAGAAGAUUUAGGUGUGCAGAUCUAUCCUGGCUUCCCUGCUAGUGAACUAUUGUUGAGUCCUAAUGGACAUGUGGAAGGAAUUAUUACAAGGGAUUUUGGGAUUGGCAAAGAUGGAAAACCAAGAGAAGAUUUCCAGCCAGGGGUCGAAAUUAAGGCAAAGCAGAGCUUAUUUGCUGAAGGUUGUAGAGGAAGUUUGAGUGAAGAAAUCAUGAAGAAAUACGAUCUUAGGAACUUUAAUGAUGGAGAACGGCAAGUUUUGAGGCAGACUUAUGGCAUCGGAAUUAAAGAAGUAUGGAAGGUAAGCCCAGCCCAAUUCAAAGCAGGAUACGUCCAGCAUACAAUUGGGUGACCAACAGACUCAUUUACAACGGCUGGAGGAUUCUUAUACCACCAGCUUCCUGAUUUAGUCCACGUUGGGUUGGUUAUUGCAUUAGAUUACCACAACCCCCAUAUUGUCCCAUUUAAAGAGCUGCAAAGAUAUAAGACUCACCCAGAUAUAAGAAAACAUAUAGAAGGAGGAGAGUGCUUGUCAUAUGGCGCCAGAGCUCUGAACGAGGGUGGAUUUUACUCUGUUCCGAAGCUUACAUUCCCUGGAGGGAUGCUUUUGGGCUGUGCUGCUGGAUUUAUGAACACUGCCAAAAUCAAAGGGUCACAUACUGCAAUGAAAUCAGGAAUUCUGGCUGCUGAAACAGUCCAUGAAGCCCUCGAAAAAGGUGAAGCUGAAGGAAAAGAACUAUUUAAAUAUUACCACAAAUACAGAAAUUCGUGGAUCUGGAAAGAACUUUAUGAGGUGAGAAACACAAGAGAAGGGUUUGCGCACAAUAUUUGGUGGGGUUCAGCACAAGCUUGGCUCAGCUACAACUUAUUCGGAGGUAACAAAGUUGGCCUAACCGACAAAAAGAACUAUCCGAAUGACGCUGCCACUACCCAGUUUGCAAGAGAUUUUGAGCCAAUUAAUUAUCCAAAGCCAGACGGCAAGCUUACCUUUGACUUAUUAACCCAGGUCUCCAAAACCAACACAAACCACCACGAAAAUCAGCCAUGCCACCUAACAAUUAAGCCAGGAAUGGAAGGCAAGCCAGACUUAUCCCUCAAAUACUACGCAGGUAUCGAACAGAAUUUCUGCCCUGCAGGCGUUUAUGAGUAUAUCGACAACAAGCUUCACAUAAAUUCCCAGAACUGCAUCCACUGCAAGACCUGUGACAUCAAAGCUGUAGGAGAAUUCAUCAAAUGGACAGUGCCAGAAGGCAACGGAGGACCUUUUUAGUAAUUUCUAUAUAGCACCAAUAUGUAA